Molecule: messenger RNA, 2115 nt
Organism: Cebus imitator (Panamanian white-faced capuchin)
Lineage: Eukaryota; Metazoa; Chordata; Mammalia; Primates; Cebidae
Gene: TMEM271
Product: transmembrane protein 271
Exons: 1
Coding region: 12-1139 (375 amino acids)
Source: RefSeq, a predicted model, not a curated record
GGGCGCGGAGGAUGAAGUGGAGCGUCCGCGGGGCCUGCGCCGCGCUCUCCUCCUGCCUCCUGCUCGCCUGCGCGCUCAGCGCCGCCGCCGUCGGCCUCAAGUGCUUCUCGCUGGGCUCGGAGCUGCGCGGGGAGCCGUUCCGCCUGGGGGCCGCCGCCGGCGCCUUCUACUCGGGGCUGCUGCUGGCCGCCGGCCUCUCGCUGCUUGGCGCCGCCCUGCUCUGCUGCGGGCCCCGGGAAGCGCCCCUCGCGGGGCCGGAGCCGGGCCCGGGUCUGGGGGUCCCCGCGGCCUCCGCGGGAGCUGCCGAGGCCGCGCCGGGUGAGCCGGGGGCCGCGGCCGGGGCCCCGGGCCCGGUGAGCAGCCAGAACCUGCUCCUGCUCGGCGUCCUCGUCUUCAUGCUCGGGGUCCUCAGCGCCUUCGCGGGCGCAGUGAUCGACGGCGACACGGUGUCGCUGGUAGAGCGCAAGUACUCGCACUACUGCCUGCCCCCGCGGGCGUCCGGCUCGGCCCCACCCGGCGCGGCCCCGGGUUCGGCCCCCGGCGCGGCCCCCGGCGCCCCGCGUUCCCGCAGCACCCUGGACAGCGCCACGUCCGCCAAGUGCCGGCAGCUCAAGGACUACCAGCGCGGCCUGGUGCUCUCCACCGUCUUCAACUCGCUCGAGUGCCUGCUGGGCCUGCUCAGCCUCCUGCUGGUCAAGAACUACCGGUCGUCUCAGGCCCGGCGCGGUCGGCGCGGACGGCGGAGGGGAGGCCGGGCCCUGGCGCGGCCCCGCGGUGGCUCCGGGCUCCGCGCGCAGCCGCCCGCCUCUCGGGCGCGCCGGGGCCGGAGGGGCCGGCGGGGGCGGCGGCUGCAGCCGCGGCCGAGCGAGGCCUCCAUCCUGUCCCCGGAGGACUCGGACCUGGCCGCCCCCGGGGACUGCGCGGGCUUCGCGGCGCACCACGCGGUCUCCUACAUCAACGUGGGCGUCCUCCACGCGCUGGACGAGGCGGGCGCGGAGGUGCGCUGCGGGGGGCACCCGUCGGUGGAGCUGCCGGGGUACGCGCCCUCGGACCCCGACCUCAACGCCUCUUACCCCUACUGCUGCCGGCCGCCCUGCGAGACGCCGCGGCCCUGGGAGACCAGCCGGGCGGCCUGCUGAGCCCGCGGGACGGACCCCCACCCCGCGCCCCGCUCAGGACCCCCGCGGAGAGGGAGGACGGGCGGCGGGGCGGGGGCCCGGGCCAGGCCUCAGGGUCGCCGCCUCUUCCACGUAGCCCCUCUGCGGGGCUCCGUGACCACAGGAGGGGGUCCCUGGUGUGACCAUUUCUGUAUCGGGGAGGUUUCUCUUCUUAUCUGUGUCGUUCAUAUCUGGACUCCAUUUCCAAGUUUACAAUAAAUGUUUGGGCUUGACUGGCCCGACUGCACUUUUCUUGGCAAGUCCAAACCCUGGGGCGGCUCUGCCUGGUGGUCCGAGGCGAGGGGGACGGAGCGAGCGCCCGCCCCGGGACGGCGACUUCCCGCGGAGGAAGAGCGCGCCGCCGACAGGACAGAGACGCAAAGCAGCUGGUAAUUCAGGAAAGAAGAAGUGAAAACACCCAACAGCAACACUUUGUACACGGAUGUGCCUGCUUUUGUUGAUACUUUCUUACUGUAAAGCUCUCCAUAAACAGUGAAAAUGUUUGGUAAAUUUAUUGCAAUUUAAAAUUGGUGAGUUCCUUUAUUAAAUUAAUGGCUAUGUUAUUGGAGAUUAUGCAUCGAAUUGGAAUUAGAGGAUGUCUACACACAAGUCAGAGUGGGGGGAAAUGGUUGCAUUUGGUCGGACAAAUGUUGAGUUGUUUGAACAGUUGUAUUCUGCUAGCUAGUUGACUGGAUCCAACCUCUUUCUGAAGCUAACUUUCUGUGUGUGCAGAGACACUGAUGCCACGUCCCAUACAGUUCUCUUUUUGGAAACUGGUUGUGUGGUUUCGACUGCAAAGCAGAGCUUAUUUUUGGUUAAUACAUAUGAACAAUCUAAUCCUAUUUUGGAAAAUCAGUCAUAGUUUUUCUGGCAUAGAUAAUUUUCUUGGUAACUCAUUAAUCUGGUAAUUUUGAGUAUGAUAGCCUUUCAUUUAAAAUGUACCCCAUAAUAGCCUUAA